Pantherophis guttatus is the source of this 4616-nucleotide messenger RNA. RefSeq lists its product as uncharacterized. Lineage: Eukaryota; Metazoa; Chordata; Lepidosauria; Squamata; Colubridae. Gene Ontology annotation, molecular function: flavin adenine dinucleotide binding; N,N-dimethylaniline monooxygenase activity; NADP binding. The record is from RefSeq and is a predicted model, not a curated record.
AGCUACAUAAUGUGAGCUACAUGAGACCGGAAUCACAUAAUGCGUCGAUUGGAACCGCGCUAACCAUUUUAACCAAGUUGUGGGAACCCACUCAAGAUUUUCGAGCAAGAAAAGAGUUUCACAGAAUCGGUCUGAUGAGAGACUGGGGACGUGGGUCUGUUUGAAGGAGGUGAUUCAUACAGCACAAAGACAGUUGAAUUCAAUGUGAGAGGCAGCCUCCCAAGCUAUAUCAUUCAGAAUGAGUUGUAGGUGCUGGUUGUCCAGCUCGCAAAAUCUGUAACUCUCAGAACCAGUUAUGGGAGAACACUCUGGUCUUGCCCUGUCUCCUCUCUGCAUCUGUUCUUAAAGAGAAGCACUUUUGUUUUGAGGCUAUUGUUGCUGGACUUCAGCUACCAAAGGCCAAGCAUAUACAGGCAGUCCUUGACAGUUCAUUUAGUGACUGUUCAAAGUUACAAUGGUACUGAAAAAAGAGGAUCAUUUUUCACACUUACAUCGCAGCAUCCCUGUAGUCACAUCAAAAUUCAGAUACUUGGCAACUGGUUCAUAUAUGAUGAUUGCAGUGUCCUGGGCUCAUGUGAUCAUGUUUUGCAACCUUUUGACAUGCAAUGGGGAAACCAGAUUCACUUAACCGUGUUACUAAAUUAACAACUGCAGUGAUUCACUUAACAAUUGUGGCAAGAAAGGUCAUCAAAUGAAGCAAAACUCACUUGAGAAAUGUCUCACUUAGCAACUGAAAAUUUGGGCUCUAUUGUGGUUGUAAGUCGAGGAAUACCUAUACUUCUUAGCCCAGCCAGUCGAUUUAUCCCUUUGAUUAAAAAGAAAUUAGUCCUGAGCUUGCAAAGAGCUGUUCCAAGCAAAAAAACUGAUAAGCUAAUAUCAUGGAAACUCUUAAUUGUCAAUCAUUGCCAAAGACCAAACUAUCAAAGCCAGUCACGUGUUAUCACAGAUUGGCUUAUACAUUAUGCUUAAAUUAGCUACUGAAGUAAUUCAUUUUCUGAGCUGACGUGUUGAAACAUAAAUUAACUAGAUAGACGGAAUUUGCACAGCAGACUGAGUCACCCAAAAAGCUAAUCCAAAUUAACAGCAAUCAACGUUAUCUUACUGUGUGAUUGCAACUGUACAGUCUUUCACUGAGCCAAUCAUGAAUGUUGUGCAAACUCAGCCAGAGAUUAAUGCGCUGUUCAUUUCAAUGAUAUUUGGGGAAAUAAGCAAAAGGAUGAGUCCUUGUAAAGCUUAUAAAGAGAAGGAGCUCAAUAUGGACAAUAUUAGUGCUGGCAUGGAACCCGAACUCUUCAGGAGGGAGAGACAGGUGAGGUUAAGCAAAGCAGGAGAAUGCCAUCCCACCUUAGUGGGAUGAAGAACUUGAGGCUCUGCCUAGGCCAGUGUUUCUCAGCCUUGGCAGCUUGAAGAUGUGUGGAUUUAAACUCCCAGAAUUCCCCAGCCAGCAAAUAUGGAAAGACUCAAAAGCAGCUGAAAGGGCUUAUUUGAUUUCUCACUGCCUACACAGUGUACCAAAGAUCAAUGCUUUGAAUGGAGGAAUUCUCAUGUUGCAACUAUAAAUUGCUUCCAGAGGUUAAUUUAUUUAUCUUUUUUUUCCAAUGUCUUGGUCUUUUCCCAGUUUUUCCCUUGCAGUUUUAUUGGUGAAAGAACAAAGUCAAAGGGGAGAGGAAAAGAAUAAAGUCAAAGAGGAAAGCAAGUAAACAUGAUGAGGCACAUCCAGUUAAUCCACAAGCUAACUAUUUAAUCAUCACCAUGUUGGCUUGUCCCUUUCAGAAACGAGGUACAAAGGGCAAUGGUAAUGCUAGGUGGAGGGGAUUGGAAGCAACUCUUAUUCCUACAACCCUAAAAGCACAGUUACCUGUUAGAAGAGACACAGCUUAGCUCUAUGUACUUAUGCAACAAACAUAUAUUCAGAGGUGAAGUUCUGAAUUAUUUUUGAUGCGCUUUUCAUCAGCUUAGCAUCAGCCACAGCAAUGGAGCUAUUGGAACGAUGCUUUGCAUCUUGCUUUUUUUGUUUACCUUUCUUAGAUUAAGUACCGUUACUCAUUCCUAGGAACACUACAGUGUUUCUAUCCCAGACUAAUUCUAUUUGUUUUAUAGAAAAUCUCAAGGCCUGUUAUGAAACAGACUCUUCUUUUUCCUUAGUUUUUAUUACACACACUUGACAGAGAAUUCUGAGUUUAUUACAUUUUAGUUAAAUACAACCAAGCAGACUUCUGGUCCCUGCAUAUUGUAUAUUCCAAUAAUUCGAAAUGAUUGUUGUCUCAGGAAUAGCAACAGAGUUGGGUGUAGGGCUCCAUGGUUUGAGAUCUUGUCUCUUUCUGGGAAUAUGACCUCUUCCUAUACUCAAAUAUCUCAUCUAUUUCUCCCUUCCGGUUAAUUCUUAACAAAUUACUCUCUAAAGCCCCAAGUUUUGCCAAAACCAGUUAUUCCAAUAAUGAGCUUUUGGACUUUUGAGUGUGGUGACUGUUCUGUCUUAUCCCGUGGCAUCAAAGGGAAGUCUGCCUGCCCGAGUUUCUUCAAUCAACAUCACUGGAGGGUUCAUUUGCAACGCUUAUUGACCAACCUGCCCAAGGAAUCAAUGGCCUUUCCAGAUUUCCCCUUUGAUCCAUCACUGCCUUCAUUCCUGCACCACUCGGAUGUUCUGGCCUACCUGGAUAGCUAUGCAGAGCAGUCUGGAGUCUGCGAUCAUAUCAGGUUCCAAUGGCAAGUGGAGGAGGUCAGGCCUAUCCAGAGGGAUUCAGGCAGCCUAGAUGCCUGGGAAAUCACAGCAACAGUGCAGCACCCGGAAUCAACUCAGCAAGUCACAGAGCACUUUGAUGCCAUCAUGGUCUGCACUGGCCAUUACACUGUCCCAUUUAUACCUCCCAUUCCUGGGUUGGACACUUUCCAAGGCCGUCUUCUACACAGCCACUCUUACCGCUAUCCAGAGCCCUUUGCCAACCAAUCUGUAGUGCUGGUAGGCGCUGGUCCGUCAGGAGUUGACCUGGCCUUGCAACUCUCCAAUGUAGCUGCUCAAGUAGUGCUCAGCCAUAAAAGGCAACAUGUGUGUGGGCUGCCCAAGGAUGUGAUACAGGUGCCCCCACUUCUGAAGGUGGAGCAAAAGACGGUGGUAUUCACAGAUGGUUCCAAGAUGCCAGCUGAUGUCUUGAUUCUUUGUACAGGCUACAAGUACAGCUUCCCCUUCUUGGACUUGGCCCAGUUGGGUUUACAAGAGACAGAUUAUGGAGUGGGGCCGCUGUACCAGCAUUUACUGCCCCCCCAGCACCCGUCGCUCUUCUUGAUCGGCCUUUGUCAGCAGAUCUGUCCUUUCCCACACUUCUACUGCCAGGUGCUAUUUGCGCUGGCUGUGCUAAGUGGGCGCUGUGCCCUCCCUUCUGUGACCGAUAUGGAGGCUGAAGUCCAAAGACAGCUGGGACUACAUUUGAAGAAUGGAGGGUUGGCCCGGUACUUCCUGAAGAUGAGGGAACAGCAGUGGAGCUAUAUGGAGGACCUAGCUCACCUUGCUGGAUUCCCACCUGUGCCACCUACUGUCCAACAAAUUUAUGAAGAUACCCAUGCCAGCCGUCUCUGCAAUGUGAGCACCUAUCGUAGCAGAAACUAUCGGCUAUUGGGCCCAAGUGCUUGGGAGUUGGUGCAGGAUGGGGUGAGAAUUGCAUAAAGCCUGGAGAUGCAAAAUAAGGACCCUUCGUUCAUCCUUCUCUCUUCCUCUGUGUGGUUUUCCUUCUAAGGCCCAACUGCAGUCAGGGGGAGUUGGGCCAAGAAUUGGUGGGUGAGAUAGAGAAAGAACCAAGUCCUCCCAUGGCAUCAUUGAAAUACAAGCAAGAAACUUGAAGCAGAUCAUAAUGUAUGAAAAUAAUAAUAAUGAAAAAUAAUGUUUAUUCCAUCUGUAAAAGAAAGGGGGGCUAGAUUCACACAACAUGCUUAAUCCUAAACCAGGUUUUAUUAAAAAAACAACAACCCACAGUUGGUCUGUCUACGUGGCUCUCUAUAGCCAAACUAACAAACUGACAAAGUUAAGUAACAACCUAGUUUAGGAGCAUCCACCCAGGAGCAUGUUAAAAAAAAAGUCAGGAGGAAAACUGCAACUGUGGCUAGUUUGAUUGGUUUUGCACAGCUAACCAAUCCCAGUUUUGAUUAGUACCCUAUGAUGUAACCUCUAACUACAGAGUGUCCAGCUCAAGCUUUCUGGUGUGCUGUGUGACUGGGUGAAGCUAGAAAGCCAGGUUUCCUUAAUUAACAACUCUUUUUGACUGUGCAUCACACUUUAUAAUCUACACUGCUUAUCACAGUUGGGAAAAUAUCUGCCCUUUGUGUGCCAUGUAAAUAAUUAAAAAUAAUGAGAACCUGAUUCCAAUGAGAAUGAGGAAAAAAAAUCCAGUAAGCUCCAGUCCUUAAUCUAAGUUUCCUUUGGUUCAACACAGAGAGAGGAAGCAUAGGAGGGAAGAGGCAGAUCACAGCUAGUGUUUUAUACCAAUCUGUUUUCUUAUAUUUGCGCUAUAUAUAUCUUUGAAAGAAAUGAAUGGAAAUUCACAAUGGUGUUUUAAUUUGGGAGCUAGAGACUUCUGGUGAUGUCCAAUUGAGGGGACAAAAAAAUAAACCAAAAUUGUAAUCUA